Diachasma alloeum is the source of this 3261-nucleotide messenger RNA. RefSeq lists its product as uncharacterized. Lineage: Eukaryota; Metazoa; Arthropoda; Insecta; Hymenoptera; Braconidae. The record is from RefSeq and is a predicted model, not a curated record. The transcript is spliced from 9 exons. Bases 6 to 2774 code for a protein of 922 amino acids.
CCGCGAUGCUUUGCAGUGUUGCUGACAUUGCUCUGUACGUUGGUUUCAAAGUUAUUCUUGUUCAAGUACUUCACUCUGCGGAGAUUGUUAUCGUUGGGGCUGCACUGCCUCCCGGCGCAGAAGACGAGAUAGUCCUGAUCGAGCACCUCCCCGGUCGCCGAGUUCACCUCCAAGACUUCUUCUGGACCGGCGCAGAGGACGCGCCGUCAUGGUUGGAUCCAGACCAGACCCUUACCUUCUACGAGACUCGAACAAUCCACCACACAGCGACAGUCUUCGUUCCUGGCGAAGGAAUCGUUCCAGGGCCAAGCGAAAACAUCCCCAGUGUCGCCCCCCAAGACCCGGGCUGUACAAACUGCAUCGAGCCCACCCCCACGCUGGUUGAUCCUGACCAGGACAUUGGCAUCCUCGUGGGUGACGACCCAGGCCCCAGGUACUGGUUACUAACCGUUCUUCGUUCCGGUGAAAGCGUGCCGCCAAAGGUGGAGCUGAGAUUGGCUCGUUUAUACCGCGCGGCUUUUGCCAGACAGCAGCAGCGUCAUCUCGGCCUCUUAUCCACCGAUCCUCGUUUGCGUAGAGCCACAAAACGGAGAUUGAUUACAGAGAACACUAAGAGUAUAUUAAAGAGCCCAAACGACUCUGCGCAAAAAAGUACAGGCAUCGACAGUCUGUCAUUAGUAACAGAAGCCUCAUCAAGCCUCCAACCAAAGAAGGAAGGCGUACGCAUGAGGGAAUUCAAGAUCUCCAAGGAUUACAAAUUUCUGAUCGAUAACACUGACAUCGACCAAACAACAGCAUCCUCUGUACUAGCCGAAAAUAACGACGGCUCCUCAAGCUUUCGAGUUGAAGGGCAGCCUUCACUAUCUUCAGCAGGAAUUACAAAAAUAAAGGAAUUUAGCGACAGUAUUACGUCAACUUCCCCUGGAAAUAUCGAAGCCACAGAGAGCAGAGAAGAAUAUUCUCCUUCGAGUGAAGAGUAUUCUUCAACCACAAGAAUCGCGGGGAUUCCCCAGUACCUAAUGGGUGGAAAUUCUCAGUUUUAUCCGGACAUGAGAGAUGUCGACAAUCUAGAGCCGACAAUUAAUGACGAUAAAGUAUCAUCAAGUGAGGGAGAUAAUGAUGAAGCCGUCAGAUUGAAAAAGUCGAAUGAGGCUGAGGAGAAUGGUACAGAGGUUGUGCGAGAGCCACAAUCGGCAAAGUUGAACUCAACGAAUUCGAGACUGAGAACGUCGGGAAUGGUUCAGGUGAGAAUGCAGAAUACAACAGUCCUGGAGGAUGGAUCAACGAGGCUAAUUUAUUCAGUGCAUUUGGGGGGAAAACCAGUGCCCGCUGAGACAGCGGCCAAAGACAUGGCACUGUUAUCGCCUCAGGAGGUCGCACUGGAGCUGGGUGCACCGGUCAUUAUUCAGAGUGAACCAUAUUUAAAGGAAUCCCGGCCAUUGGCACUCUCGAGGAGGAGAGAUGCCUGGUUGCUCGUGGGAGCUGCUAGUGUCGCACUCAUUCUCCUGCUGGUUCUCGCGGGAAUUAUUUUGGCGUUGAAGAGGAAAAAAGCACAUAGUGCUGUUUCGGCCCCACCAACGCAGAGUAUCUUGAAGAAGGAGAGGGGAGGCUAUACUCCAACUACUCCAGGACUUGAUAAUACUGGGUACACGUCGGAGACCGAGGGGAGAACCGAAGGUACCAGCCAGAGACAGACGCCGGGGAGUAUUUCGAGAUCCCCAGCGACGCCAAUCACUCCGGAUACCUUGGACGAAGAGAUUCACGAGUUAUCUAGUGACAACAACGACGAGAAGGAUGAGGGAGACGUGAAAAAACAGGGCCAUGAGCACUGGGACAUUGAGGAAUAUCCGUUAUCAGGAAAAAAAUCACGAGCUGGAAGACGAAGGAUGACACGAACAAACGCAAUAGAAACCACUGGGAGUCCCGAUUCCCUCGACACAGUGAUUGAUCAUCAACAGCAUCGAGACUCCCUCGAAAACGGUUGUACUCACGUUCUCGAGGAAACUGCCUCACCGCACUCUUACUUGUCAAUGCCGUCCUGCAAACUAUUUCCAAGUAUGCGAAGUGUCGAACCAUUAUCCAGAAUUCUCGAGCCAGUCGUCGUGAGGCACUUGGACAUGGAGUUUGAAACUCCUGAGAUGUCGAGGAGAGGAAAUGGAUUCAGUCACAGAGACUCCGGGGAUGAAUUAUUAGGGAGAACUAGGAGUGCUCUCAAGGAUCCGGGAGUAGUAGGACCGAUUGUUUGGGAUCUGAGGAGACAAAGGGCUGUCGAAGACAUAACUGUUUGCAGAAAGCUUGACAUCGGAGACGGACGUCGAGCGUCAAGCGCCUUCGUCCGGACCAGUAGGUCGAGCAAGGAGAAGACUCCACGAGCUCCUCGAGGAUUCGUUCAGCCUCUUCAGCACGAGAGAGGUCAAGCAAAGAGACACAGUACCAGUGUCUUCUACAUUGCGUCCGAAUUCGGCGGCGAUAACACCCGAUCGUGCUACGAUGCAUUCGGUAUUGAGAGGGAAAUCCGCCCACGUCAGUCCCGUAGGAAGUCCCAUAGACAACGUAAAAAAUCGUCCACGCACCUCAGUACCCCGAAACGAGGACGAGAUAAUUCCCGAAACCGGAAAUAUGGGACCACCAGCGAGAGGUGCGUGGGGUUCGAGACCGAUGAGCGCGGGCCCAUUCCACCGUCCAAAUUUACCAGAGGUAGACGUAACAAGAGUACUCGCCGAUCCCCAAUUAGCACCCGAGGAUCCAGCAGUUCCUCUGAUCGCCGCUAUUAGAAAAGAGUUAGAGAAAUUCACACCAGAGAGAGUUUAAUUGUCAUGUAGAAUGGAAUUUAUUCAGUAUUUAUCACACUGUUUUUAUUGGUUAAAUUUUACGGAAACAUUGUAUCAUUGUAUAUAAAUCAUCGUGGUUACUCUUCUUACUGGAGUAGAAUAUUUUUCAAUACUUCAUGCAAAAUUAUUGGAAUAAAUUUUCACAUGGACAAAAAUAGCUCAUUUUUCUGGUCUUUUCCUGUUCAUUUGUCAGUGGAUGUUCCCAAUUUCUUUAGAAAAAUAACCUGAAAAAAUAGUUCCACAGGGGAAAUACUGGAUAGAAUAUCUUCAAGGAAAAGGAUUCUGCAAUCAAUUCUACUCAGCAGCGAAGAUAAAAUUCAUUGAAGGGCGUUUUUCCAUGUUUUCGUGCAUGAUAAUUUCCCAUUGAGAGACAGAAAACUAGUGCAAUGGAAUUGAUUCAAUACUUAUCAAAUUGUUUUUACUGGGUGAA